UGCCUAACCCCUAUCCCCCACAACAUCUCAUUCCUAUCCUAUCUAAAAACCAAAUUUAGCAAACACGAAACCCAUACUAAAAGCCAUAUCAAACAAGCCAAAAACAAAAAGAGUUUUUUCUGAUCAUUUUUAGCGACGUUUCAAUCUUUUGGGGUCGUUGCAGCUUUCUUUAGCAAGUUUGAUUAAAAUCAAAGGGUUCAAUUCGUCACAAAACAAAAAAAAAAAGAAAGAGAAAAGAUGGUGGUGUGUAUGGUUUCUCGUACGGGACGGAAUUUGCAGAGGUACAACAAAGGUCAGCGUCUCGUCGUCGGAUGCAUACCUUACAGAUACACAAUUAACGACGAAUUGGAGGUCCUGAUGAUAAGUUCACAAAAGGGUCAAGCAAUGAUGUUCCCCAAAGGAGGCUGGGAGCUAGAUGAAUCCGUCGAAGAAGCCGCCUCUCGUGAAUCCAUCGAAGAAGCCGGAGUUCUUGGCAUUGUUGAGCCUGAGUUGGGGAAAUGGAUAGUCAAGAGCAAGAGCCGCGCAAUCUAUCACGAAGGCUACAUGUUCCCUUUGCUCGUGACCGAACAACUCGACCUUUGGCCUGAGAAAAAUCUCAGAAGAAGAGAAUGGAUGUCUGUGACGGAAGCCAGAGAGGUUUGCAAACAAAUAUGGAUGAAAGAAGCAUUGGAUAUGUUAGUUGAAAGGAUCAAUUCUAGGGAGGACCAAGAAGCUGUAUUUCCAAGCUCUCCUUGACCCAGAAUAUAAUUAUUGAAGCAAAUUUUAUGGGGAAAAAAAACAAAAAUUUUGAUUCAGUUUUUUUGGGUUCUAUUUUUAUUUUUAUUUUUUACUUUUUUUUUUUUUGAAUGAAAGUGUUGUACAUAUGCCAGCACUUCUUAAUUACAGCCAUCAUAGGAAAGAUGUUUAAGUUGUCCCACGAAUCUCCAUACUAAAUUCAGGGCAGAUUCAGGGAAGUUUAAUUUUCUUCUGUACUCAUGCUGACAAAUUUCAUAUAAAACAAUCAAAAGCUGUUGAUUACUCA
Messenger RNA from Ipomoea nil (Japanese morning glory), 1021 nucleotides. Its product is annotated as nudix hydrolase 17, mitochondrial-like. Gene Ontology annotation, cellular component: cytoplasm; nucleus. The transcript is spliced from 4 exons. NCBI's taxonomy places the organism in Eukaryota, Viridiplantae, Streptophyta, Magnoliopsida, Solanales, Convolvulaceae. The record is from RefSeq and is a predicted model, not a curated record. Gene Ontology annotation, molecular function: pyrophosphatase activity. Bases 238 to 735 code for a protein of 165 amino acids.